UCCAGUCAACACAUACAACAUUCUCGUCUUCAAACAGUAUGUUGUUCGCUACAUUCGUUGUCGCGAUAGUUUUAGGAUUGUUAUUUAAAUUUUAUUUAACAGAGAAAAGAAAAUGGAAACUUUUAGAACAUAUUCCUGGCCCGAAAGGUGUUCCAAUUGUUGGAAGUGUUGCAGAAUUUGCGAUUCAUCCAACCAAACUCCUUCCAAAGAUGUGUGAUCAUGCUAAAAAAUUCGGCGGAUUAGUAAAAUACAAUUUCUUUUGGAUGCAAUCACUUCAGAUUUCUGAUUAUGAUCAUAUCGAAGCUAUUUUAGGUACAACUAAAGUCUUAGAUAAAUCUGAGGAAUAUGAAUAUCUUCAUAAAUGGCUAGGAACUGGUUUAUUAACAAGUGGACCUGAAAAGUGGAAAAAAACUAGAAGAAUUAUCACCCCAACAUUUCAUUUUGAAAUCCUUGAACAAUUUAUCGAUGUUUUUGAUUCUUGUUCUAACAUUUUAAUUAAAAAAUUAAAAGAAAUUCCCAAAGGUACCAACGUGGAUAUUUAUGAACAUUCAACUUUGUGUGCUUUAGAUGUUAUAUGCGAAAGUGCAAUGGGAACUAAAGUCAAUGCCCAAUUAAAUUCUCACUCAAAAUACGUUACUAAUGUAAAAGAAAUCAGUAGAAUUAUAAGAGGACGUCUUUUCGAACCUUUUAAAAUCUUAUUUUUCACAUAUAUUUUUACAAAAGAUUAUUGGUUAGAAAAACAAAUUCUUAAAGAACUACACGAAUACACCGACUCAGUUAUUCGUAAGAGAAGAGAUGAAUUACUUAACUCAACUGAAAAUGUUGGUAAAAAGAGGAGAUUAGCGUUUUUAGAUUUAUUAUUGCAAUCAAAAAUUGAUGAUAGACCCAUGACUGAUGAUGAAAUAAGACAAGAAGUUGAUACCUUUAUGUUUGAAGGUCAUGACACAACCGCUUUUGCAAUCGCUUGUACUAUAUAUUGUUUAAGUCAAUAUUCAGAUAUUCAACAAAAAGUUGUUGAUGAAUUAAUCGAAAUUUUCGGUGAUGAUAAAUUUAGAACUGUAACCUACGAAGAUUUGCAAAACAUGAAAUAUUUAGAAAUGGUGAUAAAAGAAACGUUAAGACUUUACCCCUCGGUUCCAUUUUAUGGGCGAAAAGCUUUAGAAGAAACCCAAAUUGGUACGACAACCAUUCCUUCUUCAGUAACAUGCACGAUUUUCGCUUGGGGUCUUCAUAGAGACCCUAAAAUUUAUCCUGAUCCUGAAAAAUUCGAUCCUGAAAGGUUUACAUUAAAAAACCAAAACGAAAGAGGACCUUUUAGUUACAUUCCUUUUAGCGCAGGACCAAGGAAUUGCAUUGGACAAAGAUUUGCUAUGUUAGAGAUGAAAUCCACGAUUUCAAAGGUUUUAAGAAACUUUGAAGUUGUCUCAGCUCCUGAUUUUACACCAGAAUGGUUACCUGAUUUAAUCCUUAAACCUUAUAACGGAUUAAAGGUUAGAUUAAUUCCAAGAAAUUAUAACUCUUCAAAAGUGGCCCUCAGUUCUAUUUCAUAUUGUAUCACGAAUUUUAAAAUAAUGUUAAUUGAAGUUUUAAUUUAUUUAUUAAAAAUUCUUGGAGUUCUUUUGCUUGUAGCUUACGUUUUAAGAGCAAUUUACUUGAGUUAUUACCUUAAAGAUGUGUCUUCGCCACCUUCUUAUCCAUUUUUGGGUCAUAUUACAAUUAUGAAGGCCCCGAAACAAAUUUUAGAUCAAUUAACAGAUCUUCAACGCGAACAUGGUGGGUUUAUACGAUUCUGUUUUCUAUUUAUUUUAAAUAUAUUUUUGAUCACUGAUGUUAAAAUAAUCGAAAUGAUUUUAAAUGGAACGAAAUUUUUGGAGAAAGGUAGAGAGUACUUGUUCUUAUCAAGAUGGUUAGGAACUGGAUUAUUAACAGCUGGAGCUGAAAAAUGGAAAAUUACCCGGAAAAUCAUAACUCCAACUUUUCAUUUCCAAAUUUUAGAACAAUUUAUAGAAAUUUAUCACUCAGCGAGUAAUAUUUUAAUUGGUAAACUUAAAAAGGAAGUUGGAAAAGACACUGAUAUUUAUCCUUACGUAACUUUAUGCGCUUUAGACGUUAUUUGUGAAUCUGCUAUGGGUGUUCAAAUUAAUGCCCAAGAAAAAUCCGAUUCAGAAUACGUAAAAAGCGUCCAGUUAAUAAGCAAGAUAAUUCGUAAAAGAAUUUUUUUCCCUAUAAUCAAUAUAUUUUAUAUUUUUUCCGUCGCUCACAUGAAGGAAAGAAAAGCUUUAAAAGUUUUGCACGGCCAUACUAACGCCGUAAUCAAAGAACGUCGCCAAGCUUUAAAAGACAGCAAAAACAUCAAAAUCGAAACCACUAAAAAGAGACGAUUAGCUUUCUUAGAUUUACUUUUGGAGUCGACGAUUAACGAACGUCCGAUGACCGAUGAGGAAAUACGCGAGGAAGUUGAUACUUUCAUGUUUGAAGGACACGAUACAACUUCUUCGGCGACCGCUUUUACUUUGUACUGUUUGGGAUUAAACCAAAAAGUUCAAGAUAAAGUUGUCGAAGAAUUAAAAACGAUUUUUGGCGAUGAUAAAAAUCGAAUGCCUAGUUAUGAGGAAUUGAAUGAAAUGAAAUAUUUAGAGAUGGUUAUUAAAGAGGCUUUGAGAUUAUAUCCGCCGGUUCCUUUUAUUUCAAGACAAGCAACUUCUGAUACUGCAUAUUUUGGUGGAUUAAUACCAAGACGAGCAACAUUAGGAAUCUCAAUUUACAUUCUUCAUAGAGAUCCAACCAUUUAUCCCGACCCAGAAAAAUUCGAUCCGGACCGAUUUACUUUAGAGAAUCAACAAACGCGAAGUCCUUUUAGUUACAUUCCAUUUAGUGCAGGUCCAAGAAAUUGUAUUGGACAAAGGUUUGCAAUGAUGGAAUUGAAAUCGACGAUCGCUAAAGUGUUAAGAAAUUUUGAAAUACAUCCCGUAAAGGGAUUUGAGCCGAUUUUAGUUCCAGACGCAAUUUUGAAAUCGCUUAACGGGGUUAAUGUACGAUUAGAACACAGGGAUUUUUAGAUUUGUAAAAUUUGUAAAAUUGUAUUUGAUUAUUAAUGUGAUUAACAUUUUCAGUUAUUAUAUUUCAUAGAUUA
This is a messenger RNA of Onthophagus taurus, 3133 nucleotides long. Lineage: Eukaryota; Metazoa; Arthropoda; Insecta; Coleoptera; Scarabaeidae. The record is from RefSeq and is a predicted model, not a curated record.